This is a messenger RNA of Arachis ipaensis, 600 nucleotides long. NCBI's taxonomy places the organism in Eukaryota, Viridiplantae, Streptophyta, Magnoliopsida, Fabales, Fabaceae. The record is from RefSeq and is a predicted model, not a curated record.
CAACGAUACUUACUUGGCCAAAUCAUCACAUCAUGCCAAAUUGCUUUUGCAUGUUUUUUCAACCAUAUAAAUAUGACUCAAAUUGAGCCUUUUCUUACCAUGCAUGCAAAACCAAAGCAAAGCAAAACAAACAAAACACAUAACCAUGAAUGAAGAUGGAUCAAAGGGUAGGACAAAGGAUGACGGCGGAGAUAUCCGAUAUAGAGGCGUACGCCGCCGUCCUUGGGGGAAGUUUGCGGCCGAGAUUCGUGACUCCACUAGGCAGGGUCAGAGGGUUUGGCUUGGGACAUUCAACACGGCUGAGGAAGCAGCUAGGGCUUAUGAUAGAGCCGCUUAUGCCAUGAGAGGUGCAUUUGCUAUCCUUAACUUCCCAAAUGAGUAUCCUAUGUCAUCAGGUUAUGGUAAUAACCGCACCGGUGGCGGUGGCAGUGGCUCCUCUUAUUCCUCCGGCGCUUCAACUUCCUCUGCUUCAUGGCAGGGCAAUGUGGAAGGCAGGGGAAGGAGUGAAGUCUUUGAGUUUGAGUACUUGGAUGACAAAUUGUUGGAGGAGCUUCUUGCAUGCGAAGAAAAGAAGAAAAAUGGACCAUGAAUAAGUGAAGG